Messenger RNA from Cucumis sativus (cucumber), 1466 nucleotides. RefSeq names its product mediator of RNA polymerase II transcription subunit 31. The record is from RefSeq and is a predicted model, not a curated record. The coding region runs from base 305 to 925 and encodes 206 amino acids. Gene Ontology annotation, cellular component: mediator complex; core mediator complex. Lineage: Eukaryota; Viridiplantae; Streptophyta; Magnoliopsida; Cucurbitales; Cucurbitaceae. The transcript has 6 exons. Gene Ontology annotation, molecular function: transcription coregulator activity. Gene Ontology annotation, biological process: regulation of transcription by RNA polymerase II.
GUUAUUACCAAACUCUUCGAUCUAUUCUUUACAAUUUAUCACUUAAAAAUGUAAAGAAAACAAGAAAAAGAUUAUACUAAUUUUGAGUGAUUGAAAAGUAUUUUGAGGUUUUUAUAGCAUUGGUAGCGCGGGCAUAUUUCAUUGUUCUACGUUGGGUCAUCGAUUUCAAUCGCUUGCUGCUCUAAGUUGAAUGUAGCAAUUGUUGAGAGCUUUGAAGGGUAUCUCCAUAUCGCUCCACUACGAAUCUCGCAACUUCUUCUUAAUUUUUGGGUUCAAUUUGAACUUCGACUGGCAGCCAGAUUCAAUGGCGUCCAAUCAUGGAUUAAAAGAAGAAGAAGCUGAUAACCCAUCAUCGCCUACCAAUGUUUACAAAGAUCCCGAUGACGGACGGCAGCGGUUCUUGCUCGAAUUGGAGUUUGUUCAAUGCCUUGCCAAUCCUACCUACAUUCAUUAUCUGGCGCAGAAUCGUUACCUUGAGGAUGAAGCUUUUAUUGGUUACUUGAAGUACCUUCAAUAUUGGCAACGGCCAGAGUAUAUCAAGUUUAUAAUGUACCCUCAUUGUCUUUUUUUUCUUGAACUUCUACAAAAUUCAAAUUUCCGAAAUGCAAUGGCUCAUCCUGGCAACAAGGAAUUGGCACACAGACAGCAAUUUUACUUCUGGAAGAACUAUAGGAACAAUCGAUUGAAACACAUUUUGCCUCGACCUCUUCCUGAACCUGCAGCAUUACCACCCCCAGUCACUGCUCCACCUCAAGCAGCUGUACCGGCUCCAACCUCAGCCCCCAAUAUGGCAGCUUCACCUGCUGCACCUGCACUUUCUCCCAUCCAGUAUGGUAUUCCACCUGGUCCUGGACUUCCAAAGAACGACAUGAAGGGUGCAGGAAUUGAUCGACGAAAGAGAAAACAUGAAAGAAGUAUGACGUAGUUGGUUUCAUUAGUCAAAACUAGGGUGGAUGCUGGAGCAGCUCAUGAGGUAAAAUCUGCAUACAGUGAAAAUUAAAGUUCAAAGAUGAUGCCUUUCAUAAGCUUUCCAAGAGUUAUCCUUCACUUCAGGUCGUUCAAAAUCUCUCUCUCGCAUGUUCAUGAAGACGAGCGACAUGACAUCCAUGUUUAUGGGUUCAUGUAAUAUAUCCUUUGACGAAGAUCUGCAUGACUUUGGGAUAAAAUAUUGCUAAGAAUCCUUAAAAUUUUUGGUUUAUCUAUAUGUUUGGCUGUUAUAGAUAAUACAUUGAUAAGCAGUGUCUUUGACUAUCUUUUUAUCUCCAUCUAUAUUAGACAUUUUUUUUUGUAGCAGCAUGAAAUCCUAUAAGUAGGUAUGGUGGGAGUGAGCGCUAACGUGAAUAUAGCAAAAUAUUAUUGUUUACUAAUGAUGUAUAUUGAUAGAUUAUUAUCAUCUAUUGGUGAUAGACACAAAUAGAUGUUUACUAUGUUUAUUUAUCACGGUGACAUUUUGUUAUAUUUGUAAA